GAGGGGACUGGUUUUACAUCACCUGUUUUUGCUGAAUCAGCGUAUCAGUGUCUAGAAAUUAAGUGUGAUAAAGAGAUCAUUCAGUCAUAGAGUUUUAUCGAAAGUAAUCAUUUGAUUUUCAUCGAAUCUAUUGGGUUCCACCACAAUUUUUACGUUUUCGUCACAUUCGGAUCGACCAAUUGUCAAAAUGUCGGCGGAUAUGGAUUUUCAGGCAACAAUUCGGAAGAUGCGUGAGGUGGUAAACGUGGACUUUUCGGAUUGGACAGGUGCACGAGUGGGACGUCAUUUGUAUCUAGCUGGAGAGUGUCGCAUGAGAGGUGAACACUACAUGUUUCCUGGUUACAUAAAGUUCCCCAUCCGAAAGUACGACAACAAGAACCCAGCCCAUCUUCCAUUCGAUCUCGACAUGACAGCUUGGCCGAAACUGAUCGUUAUGGAGCAUGGCGCUGCUGAGUGGAACGAAAUGCGAAAUCAUUGGAAAGCAUUUGUUCCGACAUUGUUGCAAGCAGGUCGAAACCAAUUGGUACGAACGGGAAUAAUUCCAUUGAGAGCAAAUCGACAAGGAAAUAAUGGUCAACAACCAGGCCCACAACGACAAAGUGCCUCGUCACCGAAUGUGAGGGCCUCGGGUAAUCGAACAGUCAAUCCAGCUUCAUCACAGCAUCAAUCGAACAACGUAGAUGAUCCACGUCCAGGCACCAGUACGCAACAAGAACCGAAUGUAUCACAUCAAAUUCAACCCCUUCCUGAUGAUGAUGAGAUGCCACAUAUCAACAUACUUGAAUACAUUCAAGACCAAGAAAUGCAAUUGAACGUAGGUGUGACCACUGAACAACCGUCGAAUGCUUCAGCUACUGGUGUGCCACUCCCCAAUGCAUCAAAACAUGAUUCAAAUUUUCCGCUCGUUGUUCAGCCAGUUCCUGACAACGCAUCGGCAUCGACGGCAAUUGAACCCAAUGGUGCAGCUGUGUGAGUUCAAUUUCAACUCGACCAUUCCCAAAUCGCCGAAAGUCGUUUUAAUCAUUUAAAACCCCGGCCUUUUUGAAUUUUUUUCGAUUGAUUUGAUUUGA
Contarinia nasturtii (swede midge) is the source of this 1070-nucleotide messenger RNA. RefSeq lists its product as uncharacterized. The transcript is spliced from 4 exons. The record is from RefSeq and is a predicted model, not a curated record. Bases 188 to 973 code for a protein of 261 amino acids. Lineage: Eukaryota; Metazoa; Arthropoda; Insecta; Diptera; Cecidomyiidae.